Messenger RNA from Pelmatolapia mariae (spotted tilapia), 6872 nucleotides. RefSeq names its product arf-GAP with Rho-GAP domain, ANK repeat and PH domain-containing protein 1-like. NCBI's taxonomy places the organism in Eukaryota, Metazoa, Chordata, Actinopteri, Cichliformes, Cichlidae. Gene Ontology annotation, cellular component: cytoplasm. Gene Ontology annotation, molecular function: GTPase activator activity; phosphatidylinositol-3,4,5-trisphosphate binding; protein binding. Bases 193 to 4962 code for a protein of 1589 amino acids. The record is from RefSeq and is a predicted model, not a curated record. Gene Ontology annotation, biological process: regulation of cell shape; positive regulation of GTPase activity; signal transduction. The transcript is spliced from 34 exons.
AUAAAGUGUUAUUCGCUAUUCGGCGUCGCAGUUGUGUCUUCUAAUCCCACCUCGAAGGCAAAUCCACUCCUGGCGUGUCUCAGUGACACGGACACUGAAGACUGGAAAGGGUUGUGUAACCAUGAUCUGAUGCAUUAAGGUCUGCAUUUUCUCCGUGGACUCUCACGAGCAGCAGAUACAAACACAUCAGCCAUGUCUCAGUCUGAAUCCUGUGCCAAUGUGGGGGAGUGGCUGGGCGUACUUCGCCUGGAGCAGUAUUCCGAUGCAUUUCAGAGUGCCGGAUAUGCAACAUUACAACAGUGUCGCAGCCUCACACCAGAGCAACUGGAAUGCAUUGGUAUCACCCUGCCAGGUCACCAGAGGCGCAUCUUGGCAAGUCUGAACAAAACACAUGGGAAUCGUGACUCUCACGCCAUCGGACCGUUUGAGAGAUCAGAGGAAAUGGAACAAGCUGAAUUUCUGGGGGGAGAUAGACCAUUGCCUGUCCCACCAUGUGAAAAAUCUCUCCUUCAGGACAAUGUGAAGCAAGAUGGAGAGACUUUGAGACCUACACCUAGGAAACGAGAAACGCCAGUCCCCAGAGAAAGACAAGUAUCCAGAAUGCAGGAGAGCAGUGGUGAAGGAGAGAAGCCGGUUCCUGGGAAAAGACAGAUGGUACCUAGAAAUGACAGGGAGAAAGAGAGGGAUGGAGGGAUAGAUAGAGAGAGGAAGAAACCUGUGCCAAAAGAAAGGACUAAGUUUCGCUCUACUACUCCAGACAACUUGGACCCUAGCCCCCCUCCAGCUUUGGACACUUCUUUGCCCCCUGUUCCCCCCCGAAGCACACCAAACUGCCCUCCACAGCCCUUCACCUUACCCCCUGUUCAAACCUCUGGCUCCCCUAAACUGGAAAGACAAGAGGUCAGGGCUCCAGCUUUACAAUGCCGAUCUGUAUCCCUGAGUUCCAUAUCUACACCCCCCCAACCACCAUCCCACCCUCCAGACCUCCCUUCUACUGCAAAUAGGCCUCAGACAUUAGCCAUUCAGCCGAAUGCCCAACACCUAACUAUCGAUGGAGGAAGAAAAUCUUCACCUGUUUCUCCCAUCCACUCCCCUUGCAGUAGAAAUAUUCCACCUCUUCCUCCAAAGGCAGGAAUAGCAUCCAAAGGCCCUCCACCAAUCCCUCAACGGUUUCCUGUUCAGUCUCCCAGAACUCACAGCCCAUCUCCCACCAAGACAGGCACGGAUGACACGCUCAGAGAACAAACUCCAGAGAUCCCACCUCGCAUCAGGCCACCUAAAACUCAAGAAAGCCCACAACAGUUGACUCAACUUGAUAUACAGCCAGCUCUGCCUGCUAGGAGAAUUCCCCAACCUCCCAGCGAGUAUAUGUUGGCUACGGUCAAUGAAAAUUCGAAUGACUACGAGGAGCCAGACUUGUUUGGUCCCACUGGUCAUCGAAUGAACCCACCAGAGAGGGAUAUGUCCCUGCAAGUGCCAAAUUACACAAAGAAGCGGCCGAGUUCUCUUUGCAGUGACGAUGGAGUGCUCGACGAUUAUGAGUAUGAAGGGAGUCUCCACAGCCAGCAAGGCAGUUUUUACCUACCAAACACUGGUGUUUUGGCUUCCACCAUGAAAGAAGACACCUCUCAGCUUUCUGCUGUCAUUAAGAUGGGUUGGCUGGACAAGAAUCCACCUCAGGGGGCUAUUUACUACCAGAGACGAUGGGUAAAGCUAGAUGCUGACUACCUGAGAUACUUUGACACUGACAAGGACGUGUAUUCUAAGGGGAUCAUCUCCACAGCUUUCAUCACUAAUGUGACCACUGUGGGGGAGCUGAAGUUUGAAGUUGUUACAAACAAUCGAACCUUCAUCUUUAGGGCUGAAAGUGAAGCUGAGCGAAACGAAUGGGUGACUGUACUGCAGGAUUGCACCAGUGGGCGCCAAAGGCACACUGUCAUGAACCCCGGCUCACCUUUAGCCCCAGACUGUCAGGGUUACUUGGAGCUAAAAGGGUUACGCUCCAAACUUUACACAGUUGUUGCCUCAGAUAAAGUUUUCCUCUACAAAAAUAUUGAUGACUAUCGUAUUGGAUUGGGUAUCACGUCUAUUGAGAUGAAUGUAGGAAACAUUAAGGACUCAGAUCGUCGAAGCUUUGAUCUCACCACACCUUAUCGCAUAUUUAGCUUCAUCGCAGAGUCAGAGCAGAUGAGAGAGCAGUGGGUGAAUGCUAUGCGAGACGCGAUAGGUGAGGCAUUGUCUAACAGCGAGGUGGCUGAGCGGAUCUGGGCGGAGUCUAGCAACAGUCUGUGCGCCGACUGUGAAGCACCGAAGCCGGAGUGGGCCGCCAUCAAUUUGUGUGUGGUGGUGUGCAAACAAUGCGCAGGGGAGCACAGAGGACUAGGCCCUAGCAUUUCAAAAGUUCGAAGUCUGAAGAUGGAUAAGAAAGUUUGGACAGAAGAGCUUAUUCAGUUAUUCCUGGUGAUAGGCAACGAGCGGGCUAACAGUUUUUGGGCAGCUAAUGUCCCACCAAGUGAAGCUCUGUCGCCUUCGAGCUGCAGCGAAGAGAGAAGACGCUUCAUCAGCAACAAAUAUCGCCAGGGCAAAUACAGGAGGUACCACGCUCUGUAUGGAAACCAGAGGGAGCUCAAUCACGCUCUUUGUAUAAAUGUGCAGUGCAGCGAUGUACUGGAGACGCUGAGCCUGAUUUUCUGCGGUGCAGAUGUGAAUUGUUCAUCUGGGCUGGAAAGUCAACCCUCCCCCCUCUCCUUGGCCACCGCACACUCACAACCCCUACAGGCCGAGUUAUUGAACCAUAAUCUGAACACAGAGCUACCACGGUUAGAGGAGGUGGAUGCUAUGGACCCAGAACCUUACCCACUACCUCCUUCCGUGUCUCACAAUGGCUUCUUAUUCAAAACUGGAUCCAUGGCUCGGCCAGUCACAGAGUGCAAGGCCAAAGAGGAGUUCAGUCGUCGCUGGUGCACACUAAAUGAUGGCGUUUUCAGCUACUACGAAAGUGACAAGAACUCAAACCCAAAUGGAGCUCUCAAGGCUUCAGAGAUCGUGUGUUUGGCUUUCGACAAUGAUGACAAACAUGGGUAUAACUAUACAUUUGAAAUUUAUUCAGAGUCUGAGCGUCUCUACCUGUUCGGCACCGAUGACUCAGAAGUCAGAUCCCAAUGGGUCAAGUCUAUCGCCAAGACCUUUAUUCCAGUCUCAGCAGAACCUUUGCUGAGAUUGAGUUUUGAGAGGAUUGGGAAGCUGAUGUGCAAAGAUGGCUUGAACCUACAAAGGUCCAAAGUUGGUUGGUUUGCUCUGGAGGGAUCUGUACUUCACGUUUACCUGGAGGGCAGUCAGGUGGAGGAGAUCCACCUCCGCAAACUGAACGAACUAUCAAUUCAGCAAGACAAUGAAGUCAUGGUUCUGGUGGGGAAAGGCAGAACUCUGUACAUAGAAGGAAAGAGAAAGCUGGAUUUUUCUUGCUGGUGUGCAGCUAUCCAGGCAGCUGCAGGGAGUGGAGGAGACAGGCUUCACGAGCAGCAGCUCACAGAGACGGACAUACCGGUGAUCGUAGAUAGUUGCAUUAACUACAUCACACAGUGUGGUAUGGCGUCAGAGGGAAUUUAUCGCAAGAGCGGUGUGAACUCUCGUGUGGCAGCUCUGUGCGAGAGGUUUCGUCGCGAUGCUCGCAGCCUUUGCCUAAGGCAAGAUGAGCAUCAGGUGGACGACGUCUCUAACACACUCAAACGCUUUUUCAGGGAGUUGAAAGAGGGAGUGUUCACACUACAGGACUCCCCCUCCUGGCUCAGCACUGCAACCAUUCAGGAUGAAAGUACAAAAAUCUCCGAGUACAAGCACUUAUUGAACAAACUGCCUCAUGUCAACAAGGCAACACUACAAGCCCUUAUCAACCAUCUCUACUGUGUGCAGCACUUUUCGGAUGAAAACCAGAUGAACAAUCAUAAUCUGGCCAUCGUGUUCGGUCCCACACUGUUCCAGACUGACGGGAAGGACUAUGCUGCUGGCCGCGCCAUUGAAGACCUCAUUGAGCACUACAAACUCAUCUUUGAGGUGGAUGAGCAGCAGCUGAACAAGCAGAUAAAAGAGAUCAAAGCUAUCCUCAAAUUGAAAAAUCUUCAGCCUCCUUCUGAACGAGGAGGUGACUUCAUUUGUACUGUGUACCUGGAGGAAAAGGCGCCCAGCGCAGAGAGACAUGUGAAGAUUCCUGGUUCUAUGACAGCAUUAGAGCUCACACUGGAGAUUCUGGACCAGCGUAACAUCCCAAUUAAAGACAAAGAUUACUGGAGCUGCUGGGAGAUCUGCUGCAAGGAAGAAAUGGAACGCCUGCUGCACUAUCAGGAGCGAGUCUUGCCCAUCGUUCACUCCGUCGGCACAGAGUCUCAUCUGCUUAUCAAGAAAUAUCCCGCAAUGGAGGCCAUCACUCUUUACCUGUCCAGUAAACCGGACGCAUCCAAACACGGGAUGAUCAAAUUCAGAGAGGAGCGAAGCAUCUUGGGUUUGGGCCUCACUAGUUUUCAUGAGCGUUAUUUCAUCCUCAAUUACAACUCGCUCAGAAUGUACAAGGACGUCAGAAGUAACCGUCCAGAACGUGAAUGGCCAGUGAAAAACUUGAAGGUUUACCUUGGUAUAAAGAAGAAACUCCGUCCUCCUACAUGUUGGGGACUGACAGUUCUGUAUGAGAGCAAGAAACAAGAGAAGCCCGAGAGACAGCAGUGGUAUCUCUGCUGUGAGACCCAGUCAGAAAUGAGGGAGUGGUAUGCUACAUUUCUCAGUAUUCAGUACGACGGUAACGUGUGGCCUCAGGAUGGACUCCAGCACAAGCGCGUGAGUCGUGAGUUGCCAGACACACGUCAUGGUAACGUGUCACUGAUACCGCUGCGUGGCAGUGAGAAUGAGAUGCGGAACAGCGUUGCAGCUUUCAGCCAAGACCAGCUUGCUUUCCUUAAAGAUUUUCGAUAAUGGUCUCAGUAAGGAAGGUUGGAUCAUCGGCCUCAUCAGAUGUCCCCUAGACAUUCCAGUGACUUCAUCAUUCCCAAGUGGCAGACACUGAGAAAAACACUUAUAAUGUAUGCGGAUAAUGGCCUUGCACCUCCUUUUGCUCCUUUGAAUAUGUGCUGGAAUGAAAAAAAUUCAGCGGACAACAGGAUCACACCGCUUUCCAUGCACAGAUGAACUGAAUGAAGAGAAACUGUUUGUCGGACCACAGUUUCCCUAAAGAGGCCAGAAUCGAUUCCAACCUGAUUUGCACCUAAUGUUUCCACUGGACUCAUAACAGACAAACCUUUUUUUGGGGGGGGGGCACAAAACACCAGUAAUCCUGGGCACCAGCACAGCGUGCUCAGCAGGUUUUUGUUUUAGACAUUUUAGACAAGCUUGACAUUCAUUUUGCAGCCGAGUCAUAUUUUUAAACUUACUUUCUGUACUCUUUGCUCAACAAAUCAUCGGAUCAGUGUGCAGUUUAAAUUAAGUAAUUGUAGCUUUUGUGACGUUGAUAUCAGAGGACACUGUGACCUGAUUUUCUCUGGAGUUUGUUCCAAGGGGACCAAACUGGACUGAAAAAUGACAGGUGAUGGAUGAUGUUAGUCCACGGGACAUUGGCCGGUGCUGUGGAAAACCUUAGUCUGAGUUUUUUUGUGCUUUUUGCCACUUUUCUGCAUAUGUGCAGUACUGUGCAUAGAGUGCGUUUACAUGGGGAUAUGAAGAUAUGAAGACCUUCAGGGAGUAAAGCAAGGAGAAUCUUGUGCUGAAAAAAGGCAUUAUUUUUUUCUCUUUUUCCUUUAUCUUUUCUUCCCAUCCUCACAGGCACUGCAUCCUCUUUGUAGAUAAUUUUUUUUAAAAUCCUGAGCUACAGAAUACAGCGCAUUAACCAGCAGUAUUUAUAAAGUUUUAGAUUAUGUGUUAGUCGCUUUUUCGUUAUCUUCUUUAUGCACAGAAUCUUCGUGGGAUCGUGUUUUUUAUAGUAAGGAGCACAAAAGUGGUGCUGCAAAAUCUGUAGGUACAAGAAACGAAGUGCUUUACGACGCUCCGUCAUUCCUUCUACAUGAAUCCAACCUUGUAUAUAUUUAAUGUAAAGAAUUAAUCUGUCAACAGUUGCCUUACCAGCUUCGCUGAGCAAUUCCUCAUGUCGCUUCCUUUUAAUGUUCUCACCUGUGGGAUUCCCGUAAUGUAAAGAUUUAUUUAUUUUGACAGCAGAGGACGCUGUGAUGCUGUGUUUUCUCAACCUGAGUUGGUGAUGAUCUUUAUCAACAUGUGUAAACACCUUGAAGUUGAGUUCCUGUGAAGAAUAUGUAUUUACAGUAGUGUGCCAUUAACUGCCUCAGCAGGAGUCCUGAAGACUCAACUGUGUAAUAGCACGUUGUAUACAAAGUAUUCACUCUGUACUUCUUAGUGGUUUAUUGUUUUACAACAUUGAUUUAGAGUGGGUGUACUUACUUUUACAAAGGUUCUUGGCGCUGAUCGUCAGAUUUUAGUUUUCAGGUUUAAAGGUAGCCUGUGUAUAAGUUGUAGCUUUCAGGUACAGGUGUGAUCUAACAUAAAUAGUCGCUCACACCUGUGUUGCACAAAAAUAAUCCCUUUUAUGUGAUUUCUGGAACACUUAGCUGAAGUAUUGAUGGGUUAAAAAUAUGCAGGUGAUUAUUUUAAAUGUUUCACAUAAUGUGGAUACUUUUUUUUUUUGUUUUGUUUUGUUUUGUUUUUAAAUCUCGAUCACUCUCAUCCUUUUUACAUCAUUACAAUUCAAAGUUGUAAAACAAAAGUCCAACAGAGGCUGUUAGAUACUGUUUAUAGAUAGUGUGUUUCUUCUAUUCUGUUUCUGUGCAUUUUACAAAUUAUUGCAUCUCUAAAACUCUAAUAAACACAUUCUGCUAGUU